Molecule: messenger RNA, 787 nt
Organism: Spinacia oleracea (spinach)
Lineage: Eukaryota; Viridiplantae; Streptophyta; Magnoliopsida; Caryophyllales; Amaranthaceae
Product: protein EARLY RESPONSIVE TO DEHYDRATION 15
Exons: 2
Coding region: 107-535 (142 amino acids)
Source: RefSeq, a predicted model, not a curated record
UACAUUAUCCAUACUUUAUCUCAAAAUCAUUUCCCAAAUUCUAUCAUCAACAUCUCACCAAACCCCUAAAAAUAUCUCAAACCUUAGAAAAAAAUAUCUAUCAACAAUGGAUGUUCUUCAUCCUCAAUCACCUCCUCGAUCAUCAAGGUUGAAUCCUAACGCUCCGAUCUUCGUCCCGAUGAGAUCGUAUCAGACGGUCGAAGAUUUCUCCGAUCAGUGGUGGGACCUUGUUCACUCCUCCCCUUGCUUCCGAGAUUACUGGCUUCAAGAUUGCUUUGAUGAUGUUGAUGUCGAUGGUGAUUGUCAGAUUGACGAGUUUGAUCUCCCUGAUUUCGAUGAUGCCUUCGAUCUCCAUCUCCCAAAAGAAGAACAGAAAGUGGAGGCGGAGGAGAAGAAGGAGCUGAUUUCAAUGGCGGCGUUGAAGUGGAAUGAAUCUGGAGGAAGAACAGUUGAAGCGCCGAAAUACUUCGAGAAAGCGCCCAAGGUCAUGAAGAGUGUGAAAGUGAGUCCAAGGACAAUUCACCAACCGCGUUAGGUUGACUCGGUGGUUGACUCGGAUUUGACAAGUAGGAGAGCUAUGUUGCUAUUUCUGGGUUGUAUAGAGGAUAAUGUUUUACCUUAUCUGACACUUUUUAAUUUUAUUUAGCAGUUGUUGAUUUGGUUAAUUAGAUUGCAGUGGUUUUGAUGGAAGAUCUAAACUUUUGUCUCAUCAAUCUGUACUCUGUAGUUAUGGCUCUUGUUUAAAUGGUCAAUAUGAAAUGAAAACAUAAAUAAAUUUUCAAACCAA